Molecule: messenger RNA, 1330 nt
Organism: Gambusia affinis (western mosquitofish)
Lineage: Eukaryota; Metazoa; Chordata; Actinopteri; Cyprinodontiformes; Poeciliidae
Gene: pusl1
Product: pseudouridine synthase like 1
Exons: 9
Coding region: 355-1248 (297 amino acids)
Biological process (GO): tRNA pseudouridine synthesis
Molecular function (GO): RNA binding; pseudouridine synthase activity
Source: RefSeq, a predicted model, not a curated record
UCAUUCACUAUGACGUCAUCAAUAAGCGACCAGACGCGCUUGCCUUUAUUUAACAUGACAUGACUUCAUGCUUGUGUUUAGAAAUUAAGAGGGUUUGUCCACGUUUAUUAUUUAAAUUAGCAGUUGUUGUUUUUUUGUCGCAUGUGGUAAAAUGCUGAUGCCAAAUUUUUAAAUGUUACCUGCCACGCUAAUAGCUAGAGUGUGCAUGUGACACGAAGCGUUUUUGCCUUUUAUGUUAAGAAGACUAUUUAUUGUAAAUACACUCAACCUUGCUCUUUUAUUUUGAUUUACUAAAAGAGAAGGAGAGUUUUACUAACAAACGGUAACUUGUGAACGAAGAUUUCCCAUAACACAAUGCACAACUGGGCACGUUACCUCAUCUUUUUUCAGUACAUUGGGACGAAAUACAGGGGAGUAGUAAAAGUACCGCCACACCAGCUGGGUCAGUCGGGGGUCCAGGAGCACUUGGAGGACGCAAUUAAGAGACUGAAACCAGUCAACCCAGUGUCUCUGUCGGUGUCCAGCAGGACAGACACAGGUGUCCACGCCCUCUCGAACUCGGCUCACUUUGACCUCCAGCGCAAAGACGACAAGCCUGCUUUCACUGAGGACGUUCUGGUUAAAGCUAUCAAUUUUUACCUCAAGGAACAGCAAAUCAGGGUCACCCAUGCUCACCGCGUCCCUGACGACUUCCAUGCCCGUUAUCAUGCUCAGUCUCGGACCUACGUCUACCGAAUAGCGCUGGGCGUCACCCACCACACUCUGCUCCCGCUCACAGACUGGAAUCUGUGCUGGAGUCUCCGCAACACAGAGCUGGAUAUAGACACCAUGGCUGAGGCGGCUGCACUGCUGGUUGGGACUCAUGAUUUCAGCAGCUUCAGGGCAGUGAACUCUGACUUGCCUUUUAAAAAUCCUGUGAAGACGAUGGAUGUGGUUACCAUACAGCCUGGAAGCUCCUUCGCACGUUCACAUUUUCACAGACAGCUACAAUUCUGGGAGCUGACCUUUAAAAGUCGAUCUUUUCUCUAUAAGCAGGUGAGGAGGAUGGCUGGAGUCUUGGUGGCUGCAGGCCAGGGACUGCUGUCCGUGUCCCAGGUCAAACAGAUCUUGGAUGCGCGGGACACUCUGGCCUUCCCUCAGGGUCUGGCGGCUCCAGCCCAUGGCCUCUUUCUUAAAAGUGUAGAUUACAAAGAGUCCGACCUUCUGUUCUCCCAAAAGCCUGACGUCACUGAAGAUCCAGAGACAUGACGAUGCUACCCGAGUAACAAAUAUCUGAUAUAUUUGUAAAGUCUUUAUGAUAAUGACCAUAAUAAAGUUUUUUAGUAACAUC